GUUAGGACAGAGUCGAUUCUUUAUCACGAGAUUUCUUGCGGCUGCCUACAUCUCGAUGGAUGAUGACCUGUGCAGGCGGUGCUCGAGCGCAAGAUAUAAGGAGUAAGUUAACACGGAUGGCAAUGCGCGUAUGCCCACCUGAUCGCUAGUGGAGUACAAAAGGGAUGAUGGGUCAACUCAGCUCUAGCUCAGCUCUAGCUCAGCUCGAACUGGCACGAGGGUGAUUGGAGUUUCGGUCGCAUUUUGACCCGUCCCACCUCCAAAUCUGCCGUCCCCGAAUGAAUCUCGCCCUCCCACGCCGUCUUUUUUGGUAGUUGGGGAAGCUCUUUCAGAUCGUUUGCGGCCUUGAACGCGUCAAAUUUCUUGCGGGGCAUGGCCGGUGACGUUGUCGGAGAAACUUUCGAGUUUCCGUGUCUGUUGGUCGUCGAGGAAUUUCGAGGAAAAAACGGACGAGACUAAUGUCUUAUCCUUGAUUCUGUCCUCUUCUUCUUCUUGUAUCCAUCCACUUUCUCGAGACGCUGGUUGCACCCUCUUCAAUGCAUGGAAUCAGAUUUUCAAUGUUUGUCAGUGGUCGAUUACGCUGGCUGAAGGAAGUGACCAUAUUCGUUCAUCGGUUGUUUUGAUUGACCCUGUUAUUGAAGAGGGUUUUUGAGGAUCGCGUCUAAGAUCUGAGUUCUCGCAAGCUGAGAGGGGUGCUUCGAUUCUGAAUCUAUAUUGGGUAGCAUCGACCGGACAAGCUUUUGUGGCAUCAUGGGUACUAUCCCGGAUACAGUUCACUAUUGUUCGGUGUCAAGGGGAAACAGAGUACUUUAUGCCUACAAUGGGGGCAACCCCGAGCUAGAUAACUUGGGCGCCUUGUGCUUGGAAAGCACUCCUGCUUUCCAUAGAUGGUACUUUGAGACUGUGGGUAAGAGGACCUUUGGGUUUCUGAUCGAAGAUGGUUACGUCUAUUUUGCGAUUCUUGAUGAGGGUCUCAGGGACCGGGGCAUCCUACAGUUUCUAGAGCGCGUGAGGGACGAGUUCAAGAAGAUUACUAGAAAGGGCUCGAGGGGAAGUUUGUCUAGUAUUAACUCGGUCAUAGUUCAGGAAAAGCUAGUACCUGUAGUACAGCACUUGAUAACUUCGCUGGAGCAAGUUCCUCAGGGUGGUGAUGACUGGCCAAUUGAAAUUGCUGCAUUGGAUCAGGCAGGCUUGUCCCCGUCCCCAAGUAACAUGAAUGGGGUAAAUGAAAUUCGUAGCUCCACUAAAGCCCCUUUGCUGGGCAAGAUCGGUGUGCAAGAGAAGAAGAAGAACAAGGAUCAUGUUCUUGUGUUGCGGGAUAUUGAAUUGGAGGAGCACCGGCGGUCAUCCGACAGAGGAGUCAAAGUUGAUUCUGCUGGCCUGGACUCUACCAGCCUUAGCAGAUCAGGUUCUGCUGUCUUAACGCAGAAGGAUUAUGGUUCCAUGCGGAAUAGAUCAGGUUCACAAAACAUUAGAAAGAGGUGGUGGCGCCUAGUUCGCAUUGUUCUUGCCAUUGAUGCUGCUGUCUGUGCAGUCCUCUUUACCAUUUGGUUAAUGAUUUGUCUCCGAACUGAAUGCAUGCGCUGAGGAAUUUUCUUCCCCGUGAUGCUGCAAUUUUUCUCAUUCAAUGAGGGCUUCCAGUUUCACAGAUCAAAGCAGCUGGCUUCUUGGUCAUUUUGAGGUCAUGAAGCGGACUUUUUCUGAGGAAGGCUCUGAAUGGGAUGUUCUUGAUAUUGUCGACCGCCCCAUAACCCUAUUGGAGGUAAAGUGAUUUACGUUGUAUCUAUGAUACAGUGAAAGUCAUUGGGUUUAGGUUCCACCAUGCAAAGGGAAAGAACGUUAAGAUGAUGAGAGACAAUAGGGAUCUUGGUUGGAGUGUCUAUACCACACUUGCAUUGGUUACAGCUGUAAUUAUUUUACAUGUUGAAAAUGCGAGUCUCCCUUUUUCAUUAUAAGUUAUAUUUGUAGUUGCACCUCUGUAGUGUCGAAAACACGUUGUAAAUGUUGCAGUUUUUUACCUACAUGAUUGAUCCGUUUGUAGUACAUGUCGUUGUUAAAAUCUAAUUGCACUUUUUUUAUGAUUCUUGUUUUUCA
This is a messenger RNA of Eucalyptus grandis, 2094 nucleotides long. RefSeq names its product phytolongin Phyl1.1. The coding region runs from base 751 to 1587 and encodes 278 amino acids. The record is from RefSeq and is a predicted model, not a curated record. The transcript has 2 exons. Gene Ontology annotation, cellular component: membrane. NCBI's taxonomy places the organism in Eukaryota, Viridiplantae, Streptophyta, Magnoliopsida, Myrtales, Myrtaceae.